Messenger RNA from Rhizophagus irregularis DAOM 181602=DAOM 197198, 408 nucleotides. The record is from RefSeq and is a predicted model, not a curated record. NCBI's taxonomy places the organism in Eukaryota, Fungi, Glomeromycota, Glomeromycetes, Glomerales, Glomeraceae.
AUGCUUAAAACUUCAAAUUUAUUAAAACCUACUUUUUUGAAACGAUCAAAUGUAAUUCUUCGUCAUUCGUAUGGACAAUGUAUUCGUAAUAUGAGUACUCAACAAGCCAAAAGUUCUAAAGGCGUUUUAUCUAAAAUUACAGAUGUGUAUAAGAGACAGAUCGUAUACAAUGUAAAAGUAUUCAAUGAAAUUGCAAAAGAAGUUUAUACUAAAGAAAAUCUUGGUCCACCUAAUAAAGCUCAAAUUUCUGAAGCUUGGGAAAAUCUUAAAUCUAUUCGAUGGAAAAAUUUUAGUGAUUUAGGUCCAAAUGAUUUUUUAAAAUUUGGUAUACGUAGUAUUGAAGUAGCUGGAUUCUUUGCUUUAGGUGAAAUUAUUGGUAGAUUUAGUAUAAUUGGAUAUAAUAUUUAA